CACUGUGGGUAAACAAAACAACUUAACAGCAACCACUUUGCGCCUAACAGCACACAUUCCACUGUUGAUAGCACACUGUUGGCCAACAUCAACAUCCCUGGCGUCUCGUUAAUAAUUUUUUUAUAUAGUCGUUUAGCACCGAUAUUCCAUGUCUGAUUUUUAGGAGACAAGCGGAUGUGGAUUGGCCAACAUGGAGGAACUGUGCAAGCAGCCACCGCCGCCGCCGCCGCCUCCACCGUCAUCCGUGUCCAGCGAGGAGCCGCCGCUAGCAAAUGGCAAGGGAGGAGGAGCAGCAGUUGUGCACUUAAUAGCUAAGCUGCCCGAGGAGGAGCUCCUCGGCUCGGUGACCAUGCACAAUUGUCCGGGUACACGGGCCAGUGCCCGCGUCAUCCAGAAGAUGAAGCAGGACCAAACGCGACCAAUGACCCCGCCACCCAACGAAAGGGAACUGAACAAAAAGGACGAGAAGGCCGCCCAAAAGACGCCCAGCCAGUUGAAAACGGGCAGCGGGAAGACCACCUGGACGAAUGUCGAGCGCAACUGCUUCUUCGACGCCCUCAACGAGUUUGGCAAGGACUUCGAGGCGGUGGCCAAUUGCAUCAACGCCAAACUGAAGCGACGCAAUGCCAACAGCGACUAUAGUUUCAAGACCAAGGACCAAGUACGCCAGCACUACUACCAGACCUAUCACAAGAUCUGCAAAUAUGUGCGCUUCUCGGAUGAGCUGAAAAAGCCCGCCCAGGAGUUGUACACGCUGAUUAACUACGGCGAGAUGCGGCGCAAGCUGCAGUUCCUCACGGAGAAGCACUUCAUGAAGCUGAAGCAACUGGUGUACCAGGGCCAGAUCACCGUGCGCUGCAAGGGCAAGAACAUCCGCAUCAAGACGCCAUCAUGCAAAGCGCUCCGGCGGCUAAAUCAAUUGGAUGACUCCCUGGAGGAUAUCCGGCUGCCCAGCAAGGUGGAGGUGGUGGUGACUCCCGCCAAUAUGGAGGCAUUUGGUCGGGUGCAGUCCCUGGCCCAGAAUCCACGCGGCAGGAUUAUAGUGCCGUUGCAUAAGAAACUCAUCAGUUUCAUCAAGACGUUCGAGUACAAAUGGCGCAGCGCCAAUCAGCGUUUGCACGAGGAGAAGAAUGCCUACUUUCCCAGCAGCCUGGCAUCCACUACAUCCAACAACAACAACAAUAACAAUGAAACGGAACCAUUGCAGCCGGCAGUGUCGUCGCUAGAUCCCUCCAUGUGCUUCCAGCCGCGGCCCGGAGUGGCCAUCCACCGACCUUUGCUCAGUAUCACCGCCUACUUAAGCAGCAUUAACAUAUGCCUGACGGCAUACGAGGAGCGCAUGGGCUUCAAAGUGCGCAGCGAGACCUUGGCCAACAUGGCCGGCAUGUCGGUGGCGGCCAGCAAGAGACCGCGCACGGAAAGCGGCUCCGAGAAGCGUUCGCCGGAGACCAAGAAACCCAAAUCGGAUGCCAGUCCGCCGCUGGAAAAGAGCUUGGACGAUGGACCCCUGUUGGAGGGUAACCUGAUGAAGAUGGAGAAUAGCAGCGGUGACGAGCUGGGCGAUGAGAUUCAUGAGUUUCUGGGCGACAUACUGGAGGCGACGCCGCAUCCGCAAGAUGCCACUGUGCCAGCUCUUCCGACCCCUGGUGAUACUACAAUUGUUGCUGUUGCGCUUGAAUCUUCCGCUGAUCCUAUACUACAGGCCGAUCCAGCCACCGCUGAUCUAUCGCACCCAAUGGCGAUGGCAUCUCUGCUACAAACCUCCUGUGCUGCCGCUCCUGCUCCUUCCACUCCCAUAUCUGGUUCGUCGGCAGCUCCUCCGGUUGCCCGCUCCAAACGCAAAGAAGCUAAGGAAGCGGCGGCCGCGGCACAGGCUCGAAACUUUAAGCCCCUGCUCAGCGACGAUAUCCUCAAGCGAAUCCGCAAGGGCUGGACGCAGGCAAAUGCAGCGGAUAUAACCAUCGGCGAUUUGUACGUGGUCUUUGGCCAGGACUCCAAGCUGGAGCUGGAGUAUUAUUGGUGUGAGGUGGACGGUUCAAGUGCCAUGGUGGCACCCAGCAUACUAUCGAUCAACACUGUAGCGCCAAGCUCAUCGUCGGUGGCCACCCAAACCGGCACUUCUUCCAUCAACGCCAACCAAACAAGCGCAUCUUCCAGCUGCGCUUCCAACAGCAAUGCGAGCACUUCGCUGCCCUACAAUCCCAACGACUGUGAUAGCGUGGAACGCGUCAAGGCCGUCACCACAGCGUCGGUGAGCAACAAGCUGAAGCACCUGUUGCUCGUGGCCAAUCUCAGCGAGCGCGUGCGCAAGCGCCAGUGCAACUGCGGCCACACAUGCGAUCGCAAGCGGGACCUGAUGACCAAGGCGCAGCAGCUGGCCGAGGCGACGGCAACCGUGGUGGAGGGCAACUUUCGCACGCCCAUGCUGCCGGUGAGGCGGCCCAUAUCCAACAUCGAUCCUGUGCGGCAGCUCUCAGCGCUCACACGGCAAAAGAUCAGCCGCCAGGUGCUCGUGCAGCGCCGUCUCCUGCCCCCCACAUCCAUUGGCGGUCGUCCGUACGAUCUGUUGAGUGUGCGCCAACUGCACAGCGGCCUUUUCGAACCGAUCGAUCGCCUGGAUGGCACCAGUUCCAGUGGCAUCAGCUCCUCCGGAUCCAAGCCAGAUUCCAGAAUGAGUGCGACGGUGGCUUCGCAGGAUCAACGGCCAGAGGAUCAGCGGGCGUUGGAGUUCCUCAACGACGAAGCCACGCAGGUCAGCGCGCGGGACAUGCCCAAUCUGGACAUUUGUGUGGCCACCAGCACGACUGGCGUCAGCAGUUCCCUGACCGAGGCGGUCCAAGACGAGAGUACAUCUCAAAACUUCUUCCAUGGCAGCGUAAGUCCGAUGCACUUGCUCAGGGACUCCACAUCCAAUGCACGCUGGCUGGAGGACAAUAUCAAUGAUUUCUCGUUGACAUCGCUGCUGGGGCAUCUGGAUGAGAUAGAUGCCACCAGGGAUAUACUGGACCCGUCGUCGAGCAUGUCGGUGAUCAGCGAGAGCAGCGUGGACUUUCGGCACAAGUUCCAGGAAAUCGCCGCUCUGCUGCAGCAGCAGGAGAAGGAUUAGCAGUGGCCUCCAUGUUUUUGUACCCGAAUCCGUAGCCUGAGGAGAAGAGCGCAAAGGAUGAUGGAUGCGGAUUGUUCAGGCGGAAAGCCACGUGUGCCUCCAAGCCUCAUAUCUCAAUGAUAUUAUUCAUACCGCACGUUCUACCCACUAACAUUUAUGUUUUUACGCGACUUUUUUGUGAUCUAUACUCAUUUUAUGUAUGCCAAGUAUUAGCAAGCACUCACAUUGUCUGAACAUAUAUAUAUAUAUAUUUAUUUAUACAUUAACUCUAUGUAUCACGCGGCCGAACGCGAAACUCCCACAUUUUUAAUUCUCAGCCCCUUUGUUUGUUACCCGCUCGCACACUCGUUCCGCACUACUCUAAUUGGUUUCUAGCGCCUAAGUUCGAUUCGCUCCCCCAAAAAGCAACAAAAAACAAAGAAUCCCAAGCGAAACUUCCAUAUGUAUAGAGAUUCUCCACCUGAUAAACUAAAGCUCACAUUAAAUCAAAAGAACCCGU
Drosophila erecta is the source of this 3605-nucleotide messenger RNA. It is a transcript of the gene crm, whose product is annotated as protein cramped. NCBI's taxonomy places the organism in Eukaryota, Metazoa, Arthropoda, Insecta, Diptera, Drosophilidae. Gene Ontology annotation, cellular component: nucleus. The transcript has 7 exons. The coding region runs from base 191 to 3106 and encodes 971 amino acids. The record is from RefSeq and is a predicted model, not a curated record. Gene Ontology annotation, molecular function: chromatin binding. Gene Ontology annotation, biological process: pattern specification process.